Effrenium voratum is the source of this 2916-nucleotide messenger RNA. The record is from the annotation of a GenBank genome assembly. NCBI's taxonomy places the organism in Eukaryota, Dinophyceae, Suessiales, Symbiodiniaceae.
AUGCCAUGGGCCAGCCAUGGAUGGCUGCUGAUCGCAAGAUGUGCCGCGCUGGACUUUUUGGACUGCUCCGGGGAUAGCUUCAGCCCUGCUUGGGAGCAGUUCCGGGCCGAGCUGCCGGAUGUCCUCACGCCUGACACUUUGCUCUCAGAUGGCCUCGCCUCACAGGCUGCAGACCUCUUGGAUGCCGCUGAGGAGCUGAAUUGGGCGGAGGCGGUGAGCGCCUUCAGCGGCCGCCUCCGCGGAGAGCUGGCCACCGAGGACCUAGGGGAUUUCUGCUUGUACGGCCUGGUCACGGCCUAUGCAGUGGUGGCCUACCACAUGGCGAGGACAGCGGAGGACCAGCUACCUGGCUCGGCGAAGAAUUUCCUGGCGCGCGCCUUGAUGAUCCUGGCCAAGAAGCAGGUCAAUGACUUCCUGGAGUCCUCCUCCUGGCCAAUCCGCUCGCUGGACCUCGUGGCCUUGUUGGAGUUGGAGGACUUCGCGAAGGUGAGGUCUCUGAGGCUGCACCUGCCGUGCUGGCUGCGCUUGGACUGCAUGGACACGCUGCCGGAGGCGCGGUCCCUGGAUCCCCCGUUGCCGCCCUUGGCAGCGGCCUGGCCGCGGCGGGUGGUGGCGGUGGGCCUCCAUACCACCUCCACGCUGGAGGUGGUGACUGCCCUGAGGGACGCCGUGACGGAAUCCUGGGGCCGCGGCGGCGCGGCAGGCGCUGGCUUCGACAUCCAGUACGCGGGCCAUCCGUGUCCCUCCCACUCCGGGAGCGAGCACCACUGCGCCAUGCGCUGUGAGCUCCUGGGUUUGUGCAGCGACGCGGAGAAUGCCGCAGACCCCCUCGCGGAGUUUGUGGCCGGGGCCGUGGACGUGGCCAAGUUCGAGGAGCGUGAGUCCUACGCCAUGGACGAGGCCCGUGCGGCGCUGCGCUGGGCCCCUCGCAGGCUCGAGCCCCUUCGACAGGCGGAGCUGAUUGUUUGCACCUUCCCCACGGUUCUGUGCGUCCUGCUGCACGAGCUGUUGCCAGAGACGGCCCAGCUCUACGUAGCCAUCGCCAAUCCUCUCUUUGCAGCGCCAGGCUGCACGAAGCAGGAGGACUCGACGGUUCGAGACUGCGAAGCGGCCGAGGCGCAGGAGUUCCUCCUCGCUUUUCGCUCCAUGCUGGCCAAAGACAAGCUGGUUCGGGGUGUGGCGGCCUACACCGUGACGGCUGCGCUGGUGGCAUACCAGGCAGGUGUGGUUCUACCUUUGGCAGGCAAGGCUGGCCGAUACCUGCCACAGCAGGCCUCCUGGAAGGGGCCCGAAAGCCGCGAGGUGCUGAUCGCACGCAGCCGCUUCCUGGAGACGGCCUUUGGCGCUGCUUUCCGAAACCUGCUGACGGAGUUCCAGGAGUCUGAGAGCUCCUUGUCCUUUGUCUUUCAGCAGGAGGCCGGCACGUACCUCAGCUAUGAGAAGCUGAGCGAGUUCCGCUGCGCCAUCAUAUUCGCGCAGGAUCUGGGUCUUCACAAGUUCACGGAGCACUACGCGAUGGCCAUGCCACUUUGGGUGCCCUCCAGGGAGCUCGCCUACAGGCUUCAGAGCUUUGUGCCUUGGGGCAUGGUGAGCUACUCCGGGAGCUGGCGGCACCAAGGACCUAGCCAAGAGGAGGAGGGCCCUUGGUGGGAAGCACCGGAGCCCAGGGAAGAGUCGGCACCUGGCUUCGCCUUCCCUCCCUUCUUCAAUGCACAGACCGCUCCUUAUCCCUUGGCCAAGGCGGCGUAUUGGUAUGAGUUCGGUGAGUUCGUGUCAUACCCUGGUGUGCAGGAGUUCACCUCCAUGCCAGAGCUGCUGCUGAGCCUGGAGACGGAGCAACUGCUCGAGAUCUCCGCGGAGAUGAGGAGUGAAGCGCUUCCGUGCGCGGUUGUGGCGCAAGACGCGGGCAGUGUAUGCUGCGGCUGGGGGCGCCUGAGGAGUCGGUCAUUGGGGGGGAAAGCACGCAACCGGCCCAACUGCGUGCGUCGAGUGGGGCCCCAUCGAAUCAGCGAGGCCAUGGCGCCCUACAUUUUGGGCCUGGUGAUCUUCAUUGCUGCGUCUGUGGUGGGAAUGCUGCUGUGGUGGAACCCUCAUAUCGAGUUCCACAAAGCACCAGCCACCAAGAGAGACAUGUCGAAGAACGAGGUGCACGCGCACCUGAGAAACCACAGCAUCCUGCACGUGGGCGGCCUGCACCACAGCGGGCUGACGCUCACGGCAGAGCUGCUGAAUCGGCACCCCGAUGUCGCUGGCAUGAGGCACCAGGAAGGCGCCGACAAGCGCAAGGCUCAUUGGGUAAGCGAUAUUGCCAAUGACGGCGUUUGGCUGCAGACGGUGAUCCCCAGCUUUGGCUUGGACCACAAGCAGUUCUUCCUUUGGAAGUUUCUGAGCAAGUUCGCGAGAAGGAUCUUGCCGGAGGAGACGGUGGAUCGUCAUCCCUGGAUGAAACUGCGAAGUGGGCUGGGGCGAUUCGCCCUGCACCAGGGACACCACCUGGACGACACCUCCCCGAUGAUCGUAUCCCGGGCGCAGAUUCACCUCUUCAGCGAGUGGGCACUCUUCUGGGACCUCUCGAAGAAGGUGCUUCUGGAGAAGUCGCCCUCGAAUGUUGUCCUUUCGCCCUUUCUGCAUCGACUCUGGGGGUUGGACCUUGACUCGCCCAGCUGUGGCCGCUUCAUCUUCCAACAGCGCCACCCGCUGGCGGUGGCCAUGUCCACGAAGCGCCGCGGCGGGCCCGUGGUAGACGAUUUGUCCAUUGCCGACCUAGUGGAGAACUGGGUUUGCGCAGAGGAGCGGAGAGCCAAGGACGCUAAAGCGUACUUUGAGUACUACGGCUUCAGCCAGGCCAUCUACCUGCUGCAAUUCGAGGAUUUGCUGCGUGAGCCGCAGAAGGCCCGGGCCGUGGACCACCUUUGA